AAAAAGAAAAAAACAGCGUAGCGUAGGUUGUGCAACACAUCCUUUUAAUAUCAAACUCGAUUUUAUUGUGCGACAGUACGUCUUGAAAUAGCAAAGCUACCGGACACAAAAUGAAGUACACGAUUGUUAUUUUUUUUCUGAUGAGUUUUCUUCUCGUUCAGAGUGCGCCAUUACCAGAACAAACUAUGCAGGAAAAAGCACAAGAGGCUUUUGAUAGAUUCAAGGACCGAGCGCAAGAGGCCAUAGAGUAUGCUCAAGAGACUGCAGGGAAAGCUAUUGAAUCAGCUCGAAAUAAAUUGCAAGAACUUAUGGACUCGGCUCAAGAAACAGCAAAACAGGGUAUGGAAAAUGGUCACGAAUUGAUUGAUUCUGGACGCUCAUAUAUUGCUGGUUUAAAAAAUACAACUGAAGAAUUGGACAAACAUAUGUUGUAAAUUUGAUACAUUUUUUUAACUUUGUUAUUUAAAAAUUAUUUUUACCUCGCGUACAUCAGUACCACAUAUUUAUAAAAUGAAAAAUAAAUUUUUGAUGUAUAGUGCUUUGUACCAUUUUAAUGGAAAAUAAUUCUUUGAUGUUAUUAAAAAUACACUGAUAUUUUCAUUGCUUAUUAAUAAUUCCUAUCGAAUAAAAAAUUCUUUUUAAUAAAAAAUUAAAUAAUUUUUAUAGCAGACUAAAUGUUAACAAAAGCCACGGAAUUUUUAAUAAAUUGUCCCAGUUCUCUUUGAUGUUUA
Molecule: messenger RNA, 731 nt
Organism: Microplitis mediator
Lineage: Eukaryota; Metazoa; Arthropoda; Insecta; Hymenoptera; Braconidae
Exons: 2
Coding region: 111-434 (107 amino acids)
Source: RefSeq, a predicted model, not a curated record